This is a messenger RNA of Fusarium proliferatum ET1, 135 nucleotides long. RefSeq lists its product as uncharacterized. The record is from RefSeq and is a predicted model, not a curated record. Bases 1 to 135 code for a protein of 44 amino acids. Lineage: Eukaryota; Fungi; Ascomycota; Sordariomycetes; Hypocreales; Nectriaceae. The transcript has a single exon.
AUGAUGGCGGUUGAUGUUGUUUUCGAAUGUGGGGUUAUGAAGGUAUCCAAAGAGCUCCGGGGCCGGCACGAUAGGCGAUACUCGAUGAAGACGUUAAGAAGAGGCAGAAGAAUUGAAGGUUGUGUGUGUAUGUGA